AUGUCGGACAAAGGAAAUAAGCCAAAAGACUUCGAUGGAACCAGGUUGAAAUACCAAGAAUGGAUUUACAAAUGUUACAUGUACAUCCUGGCCAACCCAAUGAAGUACACAUCAGACAUGGACAAAAUCCUGAUGGUGCUAUCAGAACUUUGGGAAUACAAGGCCACGGAGACCAAGCUGAAAUAG
Heterobasidion irregulare TC 32-1 is the source of this 186-nucleotide messenger RNA. RefSeq lists its product as uncharacterized. The transcript has 2 exons. The coding region runs from base 1 to 186 and encodes 61 amino acids. NCBI's taxonomy places the organism in Eukaryota, Fungi, Basidiomycota, Agaricomycetes, Russulales, Bondarzewiaceae. The record is from RefSeq and is a predicted model, not a curated record.